AUGAAUGGGAUGAGGAAUAAUAAUGGUAGUUCUUAUUCCUCCUCGGUAGCUACUCUUGUUUUCUUGGUGUUGUUUUUUGUAUCAUUGAGUUUGCUACCAACUAGGAUUCAAUGUGCGGAUCAACCAUAUGUAACCUCGUUUUAUGCUGAGGAAAUCUAUAAAGAACUUCAGAGUCUUGCAACGCUUUUUACUAGCGACAUUAGAAAAACUUUAAGCUUCUGCAUAAAGGACAUGAAAAAAGAUUGGGAGGAAGCUUUUGAUUUUAAGGGGAGGUUAGACUUUGUGGAUUCUUGUGUAAAGAAAAAAGGAGAUUUCAGAGAUAGAAUAUGCACUUCAGUUGAAAUAAGGUACUAUUUUCAGAGUUUUAUGGAUACAACAGGAACUACAUCUCAGAGUUAUGUGAAACCGAACAAGAAUUGCAAUCUGUCAUCAUGGGUUGCUGGUUGUGAACCUGGUUGGGGAUGUAGUGUUGGAAGCACUGUUGACCUCAAAAAGGAAUUACCUGAGAUUCCUUCUAGAAUUGAUAAUUGUCAACCUUGUUGUGAGGGUUUCUUUUGCCCUCAAGGCUUGACUUGCAUGAUACCUUGCCCACUAGGCUCUUAUUGUCCAAUUGGGAAACUGAAUACAACCACUUCAACAUGUGAACCAUAUAGCUACCAGAUACCUGCAGGGGAUCCAAACCAUGCAUGUGGAAGUGCAGAUGUAUGGAGUGGAGUUGUGAACAACAGUGAUAUCUUUUGUGAUCCAGGAUCAUAUUGCCCAACUACAACACGUAAAGUGGCUUGUGAUCGUGGAUAUUACUGCAGAAGGGGUUCCACUCGCCAAAAUUCAUGCUCCAUGUUGAGUUCCUGUAAAGCAAACACAGAAAGCCCAAAUAUGCAUGCUUAUGCUGCUUUGCUUAUUGUUGCACUGAGUACUCUGCUGAUCUUCAUUUACAACUGUACUGAUCAAAUUCUAGCAACAAGAGAAAAGCGAAAGGCGGAUUCUAGAGAGCGAGCUGCCAAGCAUGUGAAAGAGAUUGCACAAGCAAGACAAAGAUGGAGAUCAGCCAAAGAUAGCAUUACAAAGAAGAAAGGUUUGCAAGAACAAUUAAGAUCCUUUUCGCGCCGAAAAUCCAUGAAACAGGACACUACUAAUGCUGCUGCUGCUGCUUCUCCUCUGCCACCUUCGGACAACUCUUCUGAGAAAAAGGAAAGCAACCUCACAAAGAUGAUGAACUCGGCUGACAGUGAUUCGAAUAGCAGCGAAGGAUUCCACUUGAACAUUGGAGAUAAGAACCUGAAGAACAAGCAACCAAAGGGUAAAAAUCUGCACACACAAAGCCAGAUUCUAAGGUAUGCUUAUGGGAAGAUUGAGAAGGAGAAAGAACAAGAACAGAGCAAUAACUUAACAUUCUCUGGAGUUAUAUCAAUGGCUACUAAUGUUGAUGAAGAGAUUAAAGCAAGGCCAGCCAUUGAAGUUUCAUUCAAGGAUUUGACUCUAACUUUGAGAGGGAAAAAGAAGCAUCUUCUAAGGUGUGUGACAGGUAAACUGAUGCCUUGUAGAGUGUCAGCUGUGAUGGGACCCUCUGGAGCUGGCAAGACCACUUUUCUUUCUGCUUUGGCUGGCAAAGUUAGAGGUUGCACCAUGACUGGAUCUAUUCUUAUCAAUGGCAAACAUGAAUCCAUUCAUUGUUAUCAAAAGAUUAUUGGUUUUGUUCCUCAAGAUGAUAUUGUCCAUGGUAACUUGACCGUGGAGGAGAAUCUUCGCUUUAGCGCAAGAUGCAGGUUGUCAGCAGACAUGGCAAAAGCAGAUAAGGUUCUGAUUAUAGAGAGAGUAAUAGAGACAUUAGGACUGCAAGCAAUAAGAGAUUCCCUUGUUGGGACAGUGGAAAGGAGAGGAAUAUCAGGAGGACAAAAGAAGCGUGUGAAUGUGGGAUUAGAAAUGGUGAUGGAACCUUCACUAUUGAUAUUAGAUGAGCCUACAACAGGUCUUGAUAGUGCUUCAUCCUCAUUGCUUCUUAAAGCUCUUAGGCGUGAAGCUCAUGAAGGGGUUAACAUAUGCAUGGUACUUCACCAACCAAGCUAUACAUUGUUCAGAAUGUUUGAUGAUAUAAUAUUUCUAGCCAAAGGGGGGCUUACUGCAUAUCAUGGACCAGUGAAGAAAGUUGAGGAAUACUUUGCUAGCAUUGGAAUCCCUGUCCCUGACCGUGUGAAUCCCCCUGACCACUUCAUUGAUGUUUUGGAAGGUCUUGUGAAGCCUUCUUCCGGUGUCACAUACCAGCAGCUUCCCAUCAAGUGGAUGCUCCAUAAUGGUUACAAUGUUCCUCCUGAUAUGCUUCAUGUAAUGUCUGAAAACCAUGAUCCUGAAUCUUCAUCCAAGGGUGAAGCUGAAGGUGGUGGUGAAGAGCAAUCAGAACAUCAUUGGGAUAGUGUUGAGAUAGAGAAAGAUCAUGUAGACUCAAACUUUUUGAUUGUUAAGGAUUUGUCCAAUAGAAGAACACCUGGUGUAUUUCGACAAUAUAGAUACUAUCUUGGCAGGGUUGGUAAGCAGCAACUACGAGAAGGAAAAUCUCAAGCAGUUGAUUAUCUACUCUUGUUAGUUGCUGGUGCUAUCUUAGGAAUGCUAACUACAGCCAAUGAUGAAACGUUUGGUUCCCUUGGAUAUACAUUCACAGUUAUUGCUGUGUCUCUACUGUGCAAGAUUGCAGCUCUUAGAUCAUUUUCACUUGACAAAUUACAAUACUGGAGGGAAAGUGCAUCAGGGAUUAGUAGUCUUGCUCAUUUUAUGUCCAAAGACACAAUUGAUCUUUUCAACACAGUAAUCAAGCCUGUGGUGUAUCUAUCCAUGUUCUAUUUCUUUAGCAAUCCAAGGUCAAGCUUUGCAAGUAACUAUGUGAUUCUGCUUUGCCUUGUCUACAGUGCUACUGGCAUGGCUUAUAUAUUAGCAAUUUACUUGGCUCCUUCUGCUGCACAACUGUGUUCAGUGCUAUUUCCUGUGGUUAUGACUCUGAUUGCAAGCCAAAAGAGAGACACUACACUGAUGAAGAUCCUAGCAAAACUGUGCUACCCAAAUUAUGCAUUGGAGGCCUUUGUAGUUGCAAAUGCUGAAAGGUACACAGGAGUGUGGCUAAUUACACGUUGUAGUUCACUUAAGACUAAUGACUAUAAUGUGAACGAGUGGAUUAUGUGCCUUGUAAUCCUCAUUCUCUAUGGAAUACUCUUCAGAAUUCUCGCCUUUGGUUGUCUCUUGAUCACACAAAGGAAGUAG
This is a messenger RNA of Arachis stenosperma, 3249 nucleotides long. RefSeq names its product putative white-brown complex homolog protein 30. Lineage: Eukaryota; Viridiplantae; Streptophyta; Magnoliopsida; Fabales; Fabaceae. The record is from RefSeq and is a predicted model, not a curated record. Bases 1 to 3249 code for a protein of 1082 amino acids. The transcript is spliced from 11 exons. Gene Ontology annotation, molecular function: ATP hydrolysis activity; ATP binding; ABC-type transporter activity.